This is a messenger RNA of Archocentrus centrarchus (flier cichlid), 1448 nucleotides long. RefSeq names its product corticotropin-releasing factor-binding protein-like. Gene Ontology annotation, biological process: negative regulation of corticotropin secretion; negative regulation of corticotropin-releasing hormone receptor activity; hormone-mediated signaling pathway. The transcript has 7 exons. Gene Ontology annotation, molecular function: corticotropin-releasing hormone binding. NCBI's taxonomy places the organism in Eukaryota, Metazoa, Chordata, Actinopteri, Cichliformes, Cichlidae. The record is from RefSeq and is a predicted model, not a curated record. Bases 47 to 1015 code for a protein of 322 amino acids.
CCCUCCGCUUCAGGAAACACUCCUCGAGAGACACACUUCAUUCAGCAUGUCGGUGGCUCUGCGCACACAGCUGUUUCUCUUUCUGAUCUCCCUUUCAUUAAGGAUGGGGCUCACUCGCUACAUCGAGGACAACGAAGCUUCAGAUGGAUUAUAUUCUCUGCUAAGUUUGGCCCAGAAAAGAGAAUCAGAGGAUUUUAUUUUCCGCCGACCUCUCAGAUGCUUGGACAUGCUGGCUACUGACGGCUUCUUCACCUUUGUGGCAUCAAAGCCACAGCUGGCGUGUGCAGCUUUCAUCAUAGCUGAGCCCAGUGAAGUCAUCAGUCUGGAGCUCUCUGACGUCAGUAUCGACUGCAGCGCUGGAGACUUCAUAAAGAUAUUUGAUGGCUGGGUUCUGAAGGGAGAGAAGUUCCCCAGCAGUCAGGACCACCCUUUGCCUAUGUACCAGCGCUACACAGACUACUGUUCCUCCGCAGCGCCAGGAGCCACCAGCCGCUCUUCUCAGAAUGUCGCCAUGGUCUUCUUUCGCAUCCACAGCGCUGACAGUGGCUUCACCCUUGCUGUCAAGAAGCUGCACAACCCUUUCCCCUGUAACAUCAUGUCUCAGAGUCCAGAGGGAAGCUUCACCAUGGUGAUGCCACAUCAGCGCAAGAACUGCAGCUUCUCCAUCAUUUACCCUGUGGAGAUCCGACUGACAGAACUGAGCCUGGGGCAGGCCAAAAGCAAUGAGCUAAGUCCACAGAGACUGGUGGGGUCCGGCUGUUCGGGGUCAGGUGAUUAUGUGGAGCUGCUGGGAGGGAAUGGGGUGGAUACCAGUAAGAUGUUCCCUGUCGCUGACCUCUGUUUUUCCCUCAGUGGACUUGCCCAGAUGAAGAUUGGUUGUGAUAACUCAGUGGUCAGGCUGGUGUCCAGUGGGAACUACAUCAACCGUGUUUCCUUCCAGUACAGACUACUGGAACACAAUGAGCUUCCCAAAGCCCGAGAGAACAGUGUGGAAAACGUCUGUACUGUGGAAUAAGAUGUCACAGCAUCACACACAGACACACACAUGCACACACAUAUACAUAGAUCUAUAUAUACACAGUCAUUCAUCUCUCUCUGUAAAAAAAGCCACUUUAAUGAAAGUGUUGCAUUUAACUAAUUGUAUUAGUAAGUAUUUUGUAUCGUAUUUGCCAAAUAUUUUUUUUAGAAAGCUAUUAUGUUAGCUUUGAUCAUAGCAUAUUUAUUGAAAAAUAAUAUUAUUCUCAAAUUUAUAGAUGGUGGUGGAUUUUUUUCUUUUUAAUUAUUUGUUAUUAAACGCUGUAAUACGUUGUGCUGCUUGGUUAGGACUUUAAUUUCAACCUUCCAUCUGUUGUUUGUCGUUUUUAGUUAUUUUGACAUCCCUGAAGCCUCAUUUCUUUAUAUUGCCUUGACAAUUUAAGAAAUAAAUAUGAACUGCAUGAUGAAGCACA